Molecule: messenger RNA, 1638 nt
Organism: Mitosporidium daphniae
Lineage: Eukaryota; Fungi; Microsporidia
Exons: 5
Coding region: 1-1638 (545 amino acids)
Biological process (GO): post-transcriptional tethering of RNA polymerase II gene DNA at nuclear periphery; poly(A)+ mRNA export from nucleus; transcription elongation by RNA polymerase II
Cellular component (GO): transcription export complex 2
Molecular function (GO): RNA binding; double-stranded DNA binding
Source: RefSeq, a predicted model, not a curated record
AUGCAGGCCGCCUUUUUUGACUUUCAACAGGCCUCAGGCCACCAACUGGCUUCGUUUUACGAUCCAUUUUCUGUUUCUAAGGUUCCUGCUGAGAUCUCAAAAUGUCUGUUAGAGCUUGAAUCCGGAUUUGCCAUUCCCCCGGUGUUGCAAAUAUUUUCCUCAUCAACGUAUGCUCCUGAAGGUUCAGAUCCCAGCUCUUAUAAGGAAUUUAUUCUCAUCUAUACAAUGUGGUAUGUUCAUGUCAAGUUUUUCUACCAAUCGCCCCUUUAUCGAUUGAUAUCGGAAGCAUCGCUUUUAUCGGCUUCUGAAUGGAGUGCCAAGUAUGGGCAAUUUCUUAGCCCCGCAAACAAGGCGUUGGCUUCCGGAUCUCUUCUGCUGAUUGUGCGAGUCCUGCUUGACUCGCUUUCCACCAUUCUUAAGCGCUUGGCUUCGGGCUCUGAAAAUUCCAAUUUAUAUGCUCAAAUAAAGUCCCUCUCAAGAACCAUUCAACUGAACCGUUUGGAAACAACUUCAAGCGACAACUUGCUCGCGUAUUUCAACUAUCUUCAAGGCACAUAUCCAAUGCCAAGCGUCGAUUCCGUGGGCACCGAGGACUCUGACGACAAUUUGUGCUCCUUGGAAAGUGCUUCGCAAAGGCUAUAUGAAAUUGAGGCCCAUUUACUGAGGGAGUAUUGUAAAUUAUUGUCUAAAAUUUUCUCCAUCACCAUCAAUGACCGCUCCCUUGUUUCCUCCGAGAAGCAGUCUGUAACCCUAUUCUCUGGCGCUGCGCUAUUGGAAUUUUACGCAAAGCUUUCUCGUACUCGUAUGUGUACACCUGUCUUCAGAUCGAUCGAGAAUUCAUCUUCAACCAAUCUCAAUGACUUUCCCACGAAGGAUCGCGUGUACUGGUACUUUAAUCGAGCUAGGCUUUUCAUUGUGGAGGCCAAUUAUUUUCGCGCCAAGGAGAAUCUAGCCAAUGCAUUCCACUUGCUGGCUCCCCAGUUUUCAUUUAAAAUGGCCAAUUCGUCGAGAUUUCGAAAUUUCUUAAAAAUCACCUGCCUUUUACUCCCUCUCGAGUAUUUUUACUCAAAUAAGGUGCUAUCUCCGGCAAUCUUAUCUCAAAUUGCCGCAUGCAGUGGUUCCAACUCGACUUGCUUCUCCACGAUUCGAUCGGUUAAUGCCUUUCUCUCACUAAAAGACUGCUUCUUGAAAUUGUUUUCUUCCAUCAAGAAUGGAGACAUCAUCUCAUUCUCGGUGUUUCUUAGCCAAUACGAGUCUGUUUUACAAUCCAGACAUCUGUAUCAGCUUUUUGUUUUCCUGUUCAAGCCUAUGCUUCUUGCAAAUUUCACAAAGAAAAUAGAGGACCCUCCGGAAAAUAGGCUUCCCAUUUCACACAUCCUUACUGCGAUCGCGAUGAUCCAAAAGGACCUUUCCAGAUGUUCAGAUUGCGCAAAAUCCGUUGCAUGGACGAUUUUCCCAUUUCUCGAUACCACGAGGCCGCACUGUCUUAAUUUCGAAGUCGAAGCGCUCAUUUCAAUGCUAAUAUCCAACGGGCUCAUCAAGGGCUAUCUUCACCAUGAAAAGAGGGUUUUGGUCCUCAGCAAGGUCAAUCCUUUCCCGCCAUCUUCAUCUUCCUCUUACAUGAUGCACUCACAAUGA